UUUCCCCACAGCUGGAGCUGUUCCUGGCGCAGCGCCUGGUGGAGAUGGAGGAGGAGGCCGAUGUCCUGGCUGCCAGCCAGUUCCAGCUGGCCCCCGCUGUCCUGCAGGGCCAGACCAGCACCCGUGUGGGCACACUGCUGGCCAGCACCAGGGCGCUGCUGGACCAGCUGAGCACCCGCCGCAUGCAGCAUCUCUUCAUCAUCCUCGCCUCCCCCAGGUACGUGGACCGUGUGAGCGAGAUGCUGCAGCAGAAACUGAACCAAGCAGAGCUGCUGCUGGCCAAGCGGGAGGCACUGAGCCGGAAGCGGCAGGAGGCUCUGACAGAGCAGGGUGUGCUGGAGCCCAAGCUGGACCGCCUGCAGGAGCGGACCCGGGA
Messenger RNA from Meleagris gallopavo (turkey), 376 nucleotides. Lineage: Eukaryota; Metazoa; Chordata; Aves; Galliformes; Phasianidae. The record is from RefSeq and is a predicted model, not a curated record.